AUGGAGGACUUUCUACUCUCCAAUGGGUACCAGCUGGGCAAGACCAUUGGGGAAGGGACCUACUCAAAAGUCAAAGAAGCAUUUUCCAAAAAACAUCAAAGAAAAGUGGCAAUUAAAAUUAUAGACAAGAUGGGAGGGCCAGAAGAGUUUAUCCAGAGAUUCCUGCCUCGGGAGCUCCAGAUUGUCCGUACUCUGGACCACAAAAACAUCAUCCGGGUGUAUGAGAUGCUGGAGUCGGCAGAUGGAAAAAUCUACCUGGUGAUGGAACUGGCUGAGGGAGGGGAUGUCUUUGACUGCGUGCUCAACGGAGGGCCACUUCCUGAGAGCCGGGCCAAGGCCCUUUUCCGCCAGAUGGUUGAGGCUCUUCGCUACUGCCAUGGCUGUGGCGUGGCCCACCGGGACCUUAAGUGUGAGAACGCCUUGCUGCAGGGCUUCAACCUGAAGCUGACCGACUUUGGCUUUGCCAAGGUGCUGCCCAAGUCACGCAGGGAGCUCAGCCAGACCUUCUGUGGCAGCACAGCUUAUGCCGCUCCUGAGGUGCUGCAGGGCAUACCCCAUGAUAGCAAGAAAGGGGAUGUGUGGAGCAUGGGUGUGGUCCUGUACGUAAUGCUCUGCGCGAGCCUACCUUUUGAUGACACAGAUAUCCCCAAGAUGCUGUGGCAGCAACAGAAGGGGGUGUCCUUCCCCGCGCACCUGGGCAUCUCAACCGAAUGCCAGGACCUGCUCAAGCGGCUCCUGGAACCAGAUAUGAUACUCCGGCCUUCAAUCGAAGAAGUUAGUUGGCACCCAUGGCUAGCAAGCACUUGAUAAAAGCAAUGGCAAGUCCUCCCCAAUAAAGUAGGGGGAGAAAGCAAACCCAAAACCCGCUUCUAAAAUGGUGAUAUAUAUUUUACACUCUAAGUUCAC
Molecule: messenger RNA, 906 nt
Organism: Acomys russatus (golden spiny mouse)
Lineage: Eukaryota; Metazoa; Chordata; Mammalia; Rodentia; Muridae
Gene: Tssk3
Product: testis specific serine kinase 3
Exons: 2
Coding region: 1-807 (268 amino acids)
Biological process (GO): intracellular signal transduction; microtubule cytoskeleton organization; protein phosphorylation
Cellular component (GO): cytoplasm
Molecular function (GO): tau-protein kinase activity; ATP binding; protein serine/threonine kinase activity
Source: RefSeq, a predicted model, not a curated record